Molecule: messenger RNA, 3269 nt
Organism: Oncorhynchus gorbuscha (pink salmon)
Lineage: Eukaryota; Metazoa; Chordata; Actinopteri; Salmoniformes; Salmonidae
Product: tyrosine-protein kinase Srms-like
Exons: 8
Coding region: 558-2039 (493 amino acids)
Biological process (GO): cell differentiation; protein phosphorylation; innate immune response
Cellular component (GO): extrinsic component of cytoplasmic side of plasma membrane
Molecular function (GO): non-membrane spanning protein tyrosine kinase activity; ATP binding; signaling receptor binding
Source: RefSeq, a predicted model, not a curated record
UACCCUCUGCGUUGUUGAUUUAACCGCCAAGCAGGAGCAGUGGGCAGACAGGUUCACGGAUGUAGGGACAGCGGGAGCUGUCGAGUGUUCCAAACCAAAACCCUGGGACUAUAAGCAUGUCGUGGUCCUGGCUCAGCAAAUGCAGUUCAGGUGUUGACCGUAUUCCAGAGAGAUGCGGUAUUUGGUUAUCAUUCGUUGGAGGUCAAGUAUAGGUAGGGGGAUUUUUUUAGGCGUAUUUUAAAUGAAUCAAGGAUCAAUGUGGGCAUGGAUAUCGUCUCCUCUCCCGACAAUAUAUCGUUUCCGCAUUCCCGCAGCCAUAGGUAUUGUGUCCCUGAUUAAUCGCAACACAAAACCGGUUUCUCCUGAUUGCCAGCCGAACUAUCGCUGAUGCUGCACUAUGCUUGUUGUGAAGGGAGAAAAGGGAGAUCGAAGACGUCUCGAAACUGUAGGCUAAUAGGCGUCUGGCGUUCCUAAAUAGGCACAUUUUAUUUUCGCGUCGAAUUUGUCGCGGUCCCCUUCAAAAACCUGGGAUACCUCGGCGUAGCUAUUGGUUUGGGAUGGAGGGUUGUUGUCGUUGUUGCAUGCCAUGUUGUAGUCGGCUGUGGAACUGGAUAUGGCCCGAAUUCCAUUACCCAAAUAUCACCCGAUCAGCCGAAAUCCCCACUAUUUCAGGUGAUAUCCGUGCUCCGUCCCCCAAGAAGAAACCGACUCAGCUCUAUGCGGCUCUGUUUGAUUUCGAAGCCAGGAGCGAGGAGGAGCUGACUAUCAAGGAAGGUGACAAGCUGUCGGUAAUAGAAAAGAGGGGGGAUUAUGUGCUUGCCAAGAAACUGACCGGUUCGAUGGAGUCCGGAUUGGUCCCAGCUACUUAUGUGGCCAUUCUACAGGACGAGUUUGCUAAUCACAAGUGGUACUAUGGGAACAUUAACCGGGUGAAGGCGGAGAAACUGCUCCUGGCCCCUCAGAAUAAGGAUGGCUCAUUCCUGGUGCGCAUCAGCGAGAGCCACAGCGACGAAUACACCAUCUCAAGCAGAAACAAUGGGAAAGUCUUCCAUUUCCGAAUCCAGCGUUCAUUGAUUGGGGCAUACUUUGUGUCGGACAAGAUUUCCUUUGCCACUCUGGAGGAGUUGAUCCGAUACUACCAGAAUAACUCCAGGAGUCUAGGAGUGCCUCUGGAUGAGCCAUGUGCACAGCAGAGAGAGCUGUUUGACAUGGAGCCUUGGGAGCGUCCUCGGGAGGAGUUUAAACUGCACAUGAAGCUGGGGGAGGGCCACUUUGGAGAGGUGUGGGAGGCCCUGUGGACCAGCGAGAAAAAAAGGGUGGCCAUCAAGAUGCUUAAACAAGAGGACACUAAGCUGGAUGAGUUUGUGAAGGAGAUCCAGGCCCUGAAGAACCUCCACCACCCCAAGCUCAUCCAGCUGUUGGCCCUGUGUUCCAGAGGAGAGCCUGUCUACAUAGUCACUGAGCUCAUGACCAAGGGCAGCCUCAAGUCCUAUCUGGGCACGCCGGAGGGUCAGGUGCUGACUUCUGCCCACCUCAUCUACAUGGGCAGCCAGGUUGGUGAGGGCAUGGCCUACCUGGAGGACCGACAUAUCGUGCACAGGGACCUGGCGGCCAGGAACAUCCUGGUGGGAGAUGACCUGGUCUGUAAGGUGGCUGACUUUGGCCUGGCACGCAUCAUUAAGGACAGUGUGUACACUGCCAGUAGAACCACUAAGAUCCCAGUGAGAUGGACCGCCCCCGAGGCUGCUCUCUAUCAGCGCUUCUCCGUCAAGUCUGACGUCUGGUCCUUCGGUGUGCUGCUCUACGAGAUGAUGUCACGAGGAAAGAUGCCAUACGACGGGAAGAGCAAUACGGAGGUGCUGGAACUCCUGUCGACAGGCUACAGGUUGCCCUCUCCCAGUAGGUGUCCCCCCAACAUCUAUCGCAUCAUGUUGGAGUGCUGGAAUGCCGAGGCCUCCAACCGGCCCUCCUUCCACGCCCUGCACAGCCAGCUAGACACCAUCUACACCCGCAUCUACUUCAAGACCAUUGAGGUCUAGGGCUGAGGGAUGAGGCCAAGGUGUGACUGCACUGACAUAGACACUACGAAGUAGAGGGAACUGCAAGACAUUGUCUGAAAUGGUGAUCCUUUUUUAACAGGCUUUAGUCUAUUUUGCCGGUUCUCUUGGUUGUUUUUAAAUCAAGGUUAUGUGCAAUAUAAAGGAGGGCAGAAGGAGGAGGGCAGAAGAAGUGGGGCCACUGUUAAGCCCACGGAGGCCCUAUGCUACAGUAUGCCAAACGGCCAGUCCUACAGAGAGUGCCUAUUCACUGACUAUACAAAACAUUAGGAACUCCAGCUCUUUCCGUGCCAUAGACUGACCAGGCGAAAGCUAUGAUCCCUGAUAUCACCUGUUAAAGCUACUUCAAUCAGUGUAGAUAAAGGGGAGGAGACAGUUUUAAGAAUGAUUUUUAAACCUUGAUACAAUUUAGACAUGGAUUGUGUAUGUGUGAUUAAGGCAGCCCUUCGGUCCUUUCUGAUUUAGGGGGGUUGGGUUAAAUGAGGAAAACACAUUUAAUUUGAAUGCAUUCAUUUGUACAACUGACUAGGUAUCCCCCUUUCCCAAUCAGAGGAUUAAUGGGCAAGACAAAAUAUUUUAAGUGCCUUUGAAUGGGAUAGGGUAGUAGGGGCCAGGUGCACUGGUUUGAGUGUGUCAAGAACUGCAAAGCUGCUGGAUUUUUUUCACUCUCAACAGUUUCCUGGGUGUAUCAAGAAUGGUCCACCACCCAAAGCACAUCCAGCCAACUCGACACACCAGCGGGAAGCAUUGGAGUCAACAUGGUGCAGCAUCCCAGUGGAAUGCUUUCUACACCUUGUUGUACAUGCCCUGACAAAUUGAGGCUGUUCCGAGGGGAGAAAGGGGGUGCGACUCAAUAUUAGGAAGAUGUUCCUAAUGUUUAGUACACUCUGUGUAUGUUUACACUACACAGACAUGGCUCAUAGAGACUUUGCUCACACAGUACACAGUGAUGGAGGACAUGGCCAUUGAGACUCGAGAGUGAUGAGCCAUAGAGGACAUCUUCUGGGAUUUACUGCUCUACCAAUGGAAGACAACUUUUUGAACUGUCAACGCAUGAUAUUUAGAGAUGUACUAAUACAGUUUGGGAAAUAUGAGCCAUAAAUGUCAUUUAUUCUUCCUUGAUUUGAGUUUCUUCCAUAUUUUUUUAGGUGUCCUCUCGACUACGCCAUUGGGUAUUUAACAAAAAUUAUAAUAAAAUAUUUUUGGGGAUAA